GGAUAGUUUUCCUACGAAUUUUCUGGCAAAUACAAAUUCAGUUUGCAAUCAAGAGCGAACAAGUAAUCAACCCACUAAAAAUGUUUCCCGACUCUUUGAAAAAAUGCACUCGUCGCCUCGUUUGGCUGUUUAUAGGCAUCUGUUUUAUGGGCUACUUUAAUCUGGAAUAUCUCACGGAACAUUUCGGCAAAGAAUCAGAAUUGAUUGUCAAUCGUUUCGUAAUCAACACAACUGGCUGUAAAGUGCGUUACCUGCCAAAACCAACGAAAUACGUGCCAUUUGUGGAGCCCAUACACGUGCUGGAAUGCAAAGGACCGCAGUUGAUCUCAGCGCAUUAUGAAGACGGUAAAAACUAUCUUGUAGCCAGCAAUGUGGAGGAAAAUUUACAGUGCAAAUAUUGGCUAAUGGAACGUCAGGAUGAUCGCUCAAAUAAAUACCUACUGGAGAGGGAGUUCAAUCUCAGUCCCGAUGAAAACAAACCCAUUCAGGUGGAGUCCAACCAUCAAAUGUAUCGCAUACAGUGCCGAGGUGCUGAUAAUUUCAUCAAAUACAAUGAUGUAAUAUUCUUUAUGCCACCGCCGGUCGAAGAGCGUACGAAACCACCAACGACAUACGAUCCGACACCCGAACGCUUGUCUGUCAUGAUUUUGGGCAUCGAUUCGAUGUCUCAGCUGCAUUUCGAUCGGAAUUUUCCGCAUUUAACGACCUUUCUGGAGUAUGUGCCGCACACGUUUUUCCCGGGCUACAGUCGCGUCGGUAUGGAUGCCUAUGACAAUGUGGUGCCUCUACUGAGUGGCCUGCGCCCCGAUGAGCUGGAGACAAAAUGUCUGUCGGUGAAUAAGUCGACAUACGAUAAUUGCGGCCUACUUUGGGAUGAAUUCAAGACGGCUGGCUAUUCCACGAGCUAUGGAGAGGACACCGCUGACGGCAUUUUCACGGAUGGAAAAUCGGGUUUCCGCAAAAAGCCUACGGACUUUUAUCUGCAUCCUGUCAUGCUUGAAAUGGAUAAAUACACGCGCUACAGCCUCGAUGCGAAUGAGCUCGUCCACUGCUCGGGUGGGCGGCAGUUUAACGAUGUUCUGAAUUAUUUCAUCGAUAAAUUAUCGUUUUACAUGAAAACUGUACCAUUUUUCUCACUCUUUUGGCACUCGCAAGGCGUCAAGGACUACUAUCAUUAUGCCUGGCGUUUGGAUGUGGACUAUGUGAAGCGUUUGAAGCGUCUCCAGGAGAUGGAUAUUCUGGACCAUACGGUGGUGCUGCUGAUGUCCGAUUAUGGCCUGCGUUCUGGUAAUUAUCGCUUGACGUCCAGCGGCAUGCGUGAGGAGUCGCGGCCGUUUCUUUUGGCCAUUUAUCCCGACUGGCUCCAGGCCAAAUAUCCAUUUGCAAUGGACAACUUUAAGCGAAAUGCUUUCAAUCUAGUGACGGCCUUCGAUCUGCAUGCGACCCUCAAGGAUUUGAUGGAUUUGAAUCUCCUGAGGGACUACCAUGUGGAGAAUCGAACGCAUGUAUUGCGUAACUAUCCCCCCAAGAAGAUGCCACGUGGCGUGAGUCUCUUUCUGCCGUUGCCCCUGAAACGGAACUGCGAUGCGGCUGGCAUACCGUCGCACUACUGCCCCUGCACCGAUCUCACGCAAAUACCCACCGAUGAUGGCAUUGUGGUGCGCACUGCUCGCUUUCUGAUUGCUUCCAUCAAUGGAUUUAUCGCUCCGCACGAGAAAUGCCAGCAGUUGCGGCUCUCCAAGGUGAUGCUUGCCUAUUUCGUGGAUCUGGGGGAGAGUUCGUUCGUCUAUGAGCUACGGCUGAGGGUGCGCACCGUGCCAGGGGAUGGCCUCUUUGAGGGACAGGCACGUCUCACGGAUAAGUUCCAUUUGACGGGUCCCAUCACUCGCAUAAACGAGUAUCGCAGUCAGUCCUUUUGCACCAACGAAACGAGCAUCAAAAUGUACUGCUAUUGUCCAGACUAAAGAACUUUUUCGAUCAAUAAAAAAAGAGAUGAAUCGU
Drosophila obscura is the source of this 2001-nucleotide messenger RNA. RefSeq lists its product as uncharacterized. The coding region runs from base 81 to 1964 and encodes 627 amino acids. The transcript has a single exon. The record is from RefSeq and is a predicted model, not a curated record. NCBI's taxonomy places the organism in Eukaryota, Metazoa, Arthropoda, Insecta, Diptera, Drosophilidae.